AUGGGCUCAGUAGAGACCCAGACGCCUGUGGCGCCCGACUUUCGCUACAUUCCGCUCUCCUACAGCCAUGCAGACUCACAGGCAACAGCCCUGAGGCUCAUCUUGACCCUGAACCCCCACUGGGAAGGUCCAGGCAACAACAUCGAGUUCGUGCGGUUCACCGACGGCAUCACCAAUACCCUCUUGAAAAUCAUCAACCUGAAGCCCGGCCUGACUGAGGAACAAAUAGACAAUGAGGCCGUAUUGAUGAGGGCGUACGGAAAUGGAACAGAGAUCCUGAUAGACCGCGAAAGAGAAACCAAAUCACACGCCCUACUCGCCAGUCGCGGUCUGGCCCCGCCACUCCUCGCCCGCUUCCAAAACGGCCUGCUCUAUCGCUUCAUCCGCGGCAAGCCCUGCGGCCACCUAGACCUGGUUUCCCCACCCAUCUGGCGCGGCGUGGCCCGUCGCUUGGCGCAGUGGCACGCGGCGCUCCCCAGUAGCGGCACAGCCCUCAAGGAUGCAUCUGAGCUGGAGCAGGACCCCGAGAUUACUGUAAUUAAGCCCCGUCGCGCAGGCCCGUCGAUCUGGGCGGUGUUGCAGAAGUGGGUGCUGGCCCUGCCUGUUGGGACACCGGAACAGCGGGCGCGUCGAUUAAGCUUGCAGGCGGAGCUGCAGUGGGCGGUGGAGCUGUUGGACGAUGGAAAGGGAAUUGGUGAAGAUGGGCUCGUUUUCUCACACUGUGAUCUUCUCUGCGCGAACGUGAUCGUCCUCCCUAGCGACGGUAACACUGUCUCUGAAGAUGUCGCCCCUGUCAACUUCAUCGAUUACGAGUAUGCCGUCCCUGCGCCUGCCGCGUUCGAUAUCUCAAACCACCUCGCCGAGUGGGGUGGUUAUGACUGCGACUACACCAUGAUGCCAACCAAGUCCGUGCGCCGUUCAUUCCUCACCGAAUACACCAGCAGCUACUGCGAGACGAGCGGUCUAGACGCCGCGUCCCAGGCAGAGAUCGUCGAUCGCUUGUACGAGGACGUCGACCGAUUCCGAGGCAUGCCCGGUCUCUACUGGGGUGUCUGGGCACUUAUCCAAGCCCAGAUCUCACAGAUCGACUUCGACUAUGCCAGCUACGCCGAGAUCCGUCUUGGUGAGUACUACGCCUGGAAGCGCGAGGUCAACGGAACCCGCAAGCAAGCUGGCGAAGAGAUGCCACUCCGUGAGUCACGCUGGGCGCAAGAGGCGUAA
Molecule: messenger RNA, 1221 nt
Organism: Penicillium salamii
Lineage: Eukaryota; Fungi; Ascomycota; Eurotiomycetes; Eurotiales; Aspergillaceae
Source: the annotation of a GenBank genome assembly